GUGACCUCUCUCCGUUUAGGUGCGCGGCUGGACGGCGGAGACGCACACAUCAACCAUGGGCUGGUUCGGAGCGGCUUUCAGCGCCUUUCUACUCGCUGCAUUCACCAACAAAGGGACCCCCACUCCCACAGGGACCCCCGGGGAGGACUGGGGCUACGUGGAGGUGCGGGAGGGGGCGCACAUGUUCUGGUGGCUCUACUACGCUGACGGCGCGGCCGCCCGGCUCCAGGACCGGCCGCUGGUCAUGUGGCUGCAGGGUGGACCAGGAGGAUCAGGAAGUGGUUUUGGCAACUUUGAGGAAAUUGGACCCCUGGACAGAGAUCUCCAGCCCAGGAAGUCCAGCUGGGUGCAGACGGCCAGCGUCCUGUUCGUGGACAACCCCGUGGGCACCGGCUUCAGCUACGCCCAGCAGUCGGACGGCUUUGCCACCAACGUGUCCACGGUGGCCUCAGACAUGCUGGUGCUGCUCAAACACUUCUUCAUGGACAAGACCGAGUUCCAGAGCGUCCCUUUCUACAUCUUCUCUGAGUCUUACGGAGGGAAGAUGGCUGCUGCCAUCUCGCUGGAGCUCACCAAGGCUGUGGCUCAAGGAUCAGUGAAAUGCAAUUUUGCUGGCGUUGCACUCGGGGACUCGUGGAUCUCCCCUCUGGACUCUGUGAUGACGUGGGGGCCGUACCUCUACACCACCUCGCUGCUGGACGACUACGGCCUGGCUGACGUCAACAACGCCGCCGAGGCGGUGAAGCAGGCCGUGGAGCAGGAGCAGUUCCUGAAGGCCACGGAGCUGUGGUCGGUGGCCGAGUCAACCGUGGAGCAGAACACCAACGGAGUCAACUUCUACAACAUCCUGACCCAGGAGCCGGACGAGGAGCUGGCGCUGUCGCCUGGGAAGGACUUCCUCUCUCUGCUGGCUCGCCGCCACAUCGGCCCUCUCCACCGGCAGUCGCUGAGCCAGCUGAUGAACGGGCCAAUCAGGAAGAAGCUGGGCAUCAUCCCGCAGAACGUCACCUGGGGAGGGCAGGCGGAGGACGUCUUCAGCAAAAUGGCGGGAGACUUCAUGAAGCCCGUGGUGGACAUCGUGGACCAGCUGCUGGCCGCCGGCGUCAACGUCACCGUCUACAACGGACAGCUGGAUCUCAUCGUGGACACCAUGGGUCAGGAGCUGUGGGUGAAACGGCUGAAGUGGCAGGGGCUUCCAGGCUUCAACAAGCUGAGGUGGACCCCCCUGGGUGACCCGGCCUCCCCGGGGGUCACCGGGGCUUUCUGCAAGACCUACCAGAACUUUGCCUUCUUCUGGAUCCUGCGAGCGGGUCACAUGAUUCCCUCGGACCAGGGGCCGAUGGCUCUGCAGAUGCUGAAGAUGAUCACCCAGCAGGCCUGAGUCCCCGCCCCCGACGCCUCCGACAAUCAAGACCACGAGCUUCAGAGAUUCUCUCUUCGUGAACCAAAUGAAUACAGUUUUGUAAAUUUCAGCCAUUGAAUCAAUAAAAGCAUGUUUUGUUUUUAUAAA
Messenger RNA from Cololabis saira (Pacific saury), 1510 nucleotides. RefSeq names its product serine carboxypeptidase 1 (gene scpep1). Gene Ontology annotation, biological process: proteolysis. Gene Ontology annotation, molecular function: serine-type carboxypeptidase activity. The coding region runs from base 56 to 1381 and encodes 441 amino acids. The transcript has 13 exons. NCBI's taxonomy places the organism in Eukaryota, Metazoa, Chordata, Actinopteri, Beloniformes, Belonidae. The record is from RefSeq and is a predicted model, not a curated record.